Molecule: messenger RNA, 1567 nt
Organism: Emericellopsis atlantica
Lineage: Eukaryota; Fungi; Ascomycota; Sordariomycetes; Hypocreales; Bionectriaceae
Product: putative D-galacturonic acid reductase
Exons: 1
Coding region: 194-1444 (416 amino acids)
Biological process (GO): NADPH regeneration
Cellular component (GO): cytoplasm
Molecular function (GO): nucleotide binding; oxidoreductase activity
Source: RefSeq, a predicted model, not a curated record
GCUUCAAAGAGAGCUGAGGACCCUCCAAGAGUCGAUUUCAAACAUGAGCUAUUCUUGAAGCGCGCCUUAUUCUCUCCCUUGUUCCAUCCGCGCCAGAAAGACUCAUCUGUUACGCUGCCACAGUCACGGUUCCCAUCUGCGCACACUACCCUCUUGACAUAAUCUCACAAGUCAAGCCUGGAAUUCGAACAAAAUGGCCCCUCCUAAUGUGUUGAUGGUCGGUACCGGCGAGUAUACCACUGGUUUCGUCGGUACUGGCGCCUCUGCCUCAGAUAAGAAGGUCGGCGUCGUCGGUCUCACCCUUUUUGACCUGCGCAGGCGCGGCAAGGUGGGCAACCUGAGCAUGGCCGGUGUCAACGGUACAAAGUUCCCAGCGAUCCGCGAGCAUCUCAACAAGAACAUCACCCAGGCCUACAACGGCCUGGACACAUCCUUCGACUCCUUCCCGGACAACCAAAGCAAAGACCCAGACGCCUACAAGGCCGCCAUCGACAAGCUCCAGCCCGGCGACGCCAUCACCGUCUUCACACCCGACCCAAGCCACUACCCCAUCGCCCUCUACGCCAUCGAGCGCGGCAUCCACGUGCUCCUGACCAAGCCCGCCGUCAAGGAGCUCGAGCACCACCAGACAUUGAUGCAAAAGGCCCGCGAGAAGGGCGUCCACGUCUUUGUCGAGCACCACAAGCGCUUUGAUCCCGCCUACUCAGACGCCCGGUUCAGGGCCAAGAAGCUGGGCGACUUCAACUACUUCUACUCCUACAUGUCGCAGCCCAAGUACCAGCUCGAGACCUUCAAGGCGUGGGCUGGCAGGGAGUCGGACAUUUCAUACUACCUCAACAGCCAUCACGUCGACAUUUGCGACUCCAUGGUGUCAGACCGUGGCUACGUCCCCGUCAAGGUGUCCGGCUCGUCCUCCAAGGGCGUCGCCGUCGACCUGGGCUGCGUGGACGAGACAGAGGACACCAUCUCGCUGCUCGUCACAUGGGCCAAGAAGGACGCGCCCACCAAGCGCGCCGUCGGCGUCUACACGGCCUCCUGGACCGCCCCCCAGCGCGCCGGCGUCCACACCAACCAGUACUUCCACUACCUGGCCGCCGACGGCGACAUUCGCGUCGACCAGGCGCACCGCGGCUACGAGGUGGCCGACGACAGCGCCGGCCAGAUCCAGUGGAUCAACCCCUUCUACAUGCGCUAUGCCCCCGACGAGGACGGCAACUUCCAGGGCCACACCGGCUACGGGUACGUGUCGAUUGAAAAGUUCAUUGACGGCUGCACCGCCAUCAACGACAAGAAGGCGAGUCUGGACGAUUUGGACAAGAAGGGCCUGCCCACGCUCAAGAACACGAUUGCCACAACGGCCAUCCUCGAGGCGGGGAGGAGGAGUAUUGACGAGGGACGUGAGGUGGAGAUUGUCAUUGAAGGUGAAUCGUGGAAGCUAAAGUAGGCUUGAGCUAGCAAGGAUUGGAAUGUCUCAGCGGCUCUGUGUUGGGGCAUGACCUUUGGUAAUGAGUAUAUGAACUACAUGUAUGUUGUCAAGUUACAUGCGACCAUCGAUUGGGAUCCCGAC